Molecule: messenger RNA, 426 nt
Organism: Arctia plantaginis
Lineage: Eukaryota; Metazoa; Arthropoda; Insecta; Lepidoptera; Erebidae
Source: the annotation of a GenBank genome assembly
AUGUCAUCACAUAAUCUAACUGUUUGUGAUAUCGGUGAUGACGUGAAGGAGGUUUUAAAGAAGUUCCGAUUUCAAAAACACACCACGAAUUCAGCACUUAUAUUGAAGGUCAACCGAGAGAAGCAAGCCUUGGAAGUAGACGAAGAGUUGGAGAGCGUAGAACUGGAAGAGCUUCAAGAUAUUCUACCUUCACACCAACCACGCUUUAUAGUGUACAGCUAUAAACUGGAGCACAGCGAUGGGAGGACGUCGUUUCCUAUGUGCUUCAUAUUUUACACACCACGGGAUGCCCACAUGGAGUUGCAGGUGAUGUACGCGGGCACGCAGCGCGCGCUGGCCGCGGCGGUGGGCGCGCCGCGCCUGCUCGAGGUGCGCGAGCUCGACGAGCUCACCGCGCACUGGCUCCAGGACAAGCUGGCCAGAUAG